This is a messenger RNA of Rubroshorea leprosula, 1940 nucleotides long. The record is from the annotation of a GenBank genome assembly. Lineage: Eukaryota; Viridiplantae; Streptophyta; Magnoliopsida; Malvales; Dipterocarpaceae.
AGCAUCCCACCUCUCCAACAUCUGCUCAUAUCAGAAAUGGCCUCCAUGUUUUCCACAUUCGAGGCGUUCGACAUUGCAUUCAGAUUUCUCUCCACCUCCGUCUCCUUAGCCGGAAUCUUGAUGCUCAUCCGAUCCUUGGCGAGCGAGGUCAUUCUUGACAAGCUCAGAUCUUACUUCUUCUCCUUCCUUGACUACCUCUCAUCCUUCUUUCACUACCUCUUCAACUGUUGCUCUACCAACCUCACUCUCGUUAUCAACGAAAGGGACAACAUGUCAAGAAACGAAGUCUACGACGCCGCCGAGCUCUAUCUCCCCACCAAGAUCGGGCCCAAAACAAAGCGGCUCAGGCUCAGCAAAACCAAGAGUGAAGAGAAUUUCGCUCUCUCAAUGGCUAAUGGUGAAGAGAUCGUAGAUAUUUUUGAGGAAAUUCAGCUGAAAUGGAGGUAUAUCUGUCACCGCAUACAGAAUCGGGACGGAUUUACAGAGGAAAAAAUCUUCGUACUCAGUUUCCGCAAUAAGUUCAAAGAUCAAGUGGUCGGCGUUUAUUUACCUCAUGUUUUGGCCAGGGCUGAACAAAUCAAAGAGCAGAACAAAGUGGUUAAAAUCCAUAGUGUUGGCUCUCGUAAACCACCCCGCUGGAGUUCCGCGAUUCUUGAGCAUCCAGCCACAUUCGACACCGUAGCCAUGCCUCCGGAGCAGAAGAAAAUGAUAAUCGAUGAUUUGGAGAGGUUCCUGAACCGGAGGGCGUUCUUCAAGAGUGUGGGGAAGGCCUGGAAACGAGGGUAUUUGUUGUACGGCCCUCCAGGUACUGGAAAAUCGAGUUUGAUUGCUGCCAUGGCCAAUUACCUCAAGUUUCAUAUAUACGAUCUGGAGCUUGCAAGUAUUAAAUCAAAUUCAGAAUUGAGAGAACUUUUGUUAUCAACAACCAGCAGGUCAAUUCUUGUGAUCGAGGACAUAGAUUGCGGCAUUCAGGUUCAAGACAGAAAAAUUCAAUCAGAAUCCGAUGAUUCCUACGAAAGGUUAACGCUAUCUGGCACAUUGAACUUAAUUGAUGGACUGUGGUCAAGCUGUGGGGGCGAGAGAGUCAUUGUGUUCACGACCAACCACAAGGACAGGCUUGACCCGGCACUGCUGCGUCCAGGCAGGAUGGACGUGCACGUCAACAUGUCCUAUUGCAGGGUUGAUGCGUUCAAGAUCUUGGCUUCUAAUUACCUGGACAUCAGCAACCAUCCCCUGUUCGGAGAAAUCGAGAGCUUGAUAGAGAGCAAGGAGGUGACCCCAGCAGAGGUGGCAGGGGAACUGAUGAGGAGUGAAGAUGCUGACGUCGCUCUUCAAGAACUUCUUAAAUUCAUUAAAGAGAAGAGUGAAUGUGAUGAAAUUGGGGGGCAAGUUGCUGAGAUUGAAGAAGCAAACAGUUUGAAAAGUGAUAAUAAGGAAAAGGAAAUUGGGGGAGGUUGGGGUCAGGAUCGCAACACGAAGUAGGUGAAGAAAGGGAGGGACAAAGGAUUGACUGAGUAGAAGUGCCGAAAAGUUUUUUCACUGAAUAUAUACGGUGUAGACUUUGGUUGCAGAGUCCCUGCUUCAAUUGAUGUUCUUGUUAACGCAUGAAAUCACGUCUGUUAACUAGUGAUGUUAGUUCUUGUGCGGUGGCAGUUGCAGUUUUGUUUAUUUUGCUUAGUGGUGUAGCAGUUUAUAUUGGCAGUCCGUAACUUCUUUGUUUUUAGCAACCGUCACAAGUUUCAGGUUUUUUCCUAGAAACAGUGUGUAUGUUUGGUGCUGUGAUUUUAAUACAGUUUAUGUAUUUCAUUUCUGAAGUUUAAUCCUUGAGUUUAUGUUCAUUUAAUGUUCAUUUUCACUUGAGGUUUCAUCUUUACAUAAUCAGUUCUGAAAAUUGGGAAGAAGGCAAAUUGAUGUAGCGUAAAUAAGACCAGCAAGGUUAA